AAGAAGAAGAAGAAGAAAAAGGUUAAAGGUGUUUAAAUUUCCACGCAGUAAAAGCAAAAAAAUUAUAUAAAAAUUUUCAAGUGAUUCACCAAAACAUCAUAAUUCUAGAACUUGGUCAGUAUCAGUAUUAGUAUAGGAAGUAGGAUAGUCAUCAAAAAACAGGCCGAGUAGCCCUGACGAUUAAGGCCUACCCAACCUUAAGAAGAAGAAAAAGGUCAAAGGUCAACCAUCACAAAAGGAUAAAUAAUUUGUUUACCGAACCACUUUUUUCUUGUAUUUUCUUAUUCUUUAAUGUAUUAAAUUAUUAUUAUGGUCGAGGCUAGAACUGAAGAAGUAUCAAAUACAACAAGUAAUACAAAGGUAAAAGCUACUAACACCAAACCUAAAUCAGUAUAUUCAUGGAAUGUAGUGGAUGUUCAGAAAUGGUUAAGAAGACAUUGCAGUGAUUAUUAUCACUUAUAUGUCGACAAUUUUAAUCAACAUGAAAUUACAGGUAGAUCUCUUUUAAGGAUCAAUGAUAACUCUCUUCUUAGACUCGGUAUUACAAAUGAUGUUCAUAGAGAAGCAAUUUGGAAACAAAUAUUGAAACUCCGAUUAAAGACUGAUAUCGUAGAAAUUAGAGAUAUUCAAAGACGAAAUAUGAAUAACAUGUACUAUGAUAAUUCUUUAGUUUAAUUUCAACAAUAGAAAAUUUCAUUACAGUAUUUGAUACCAUUGUAGAUACUUGAUGUGGUUUUUUAUAUGUUAUUAUUAAAUUUUCAUUAAAAAAG
Diorhabda sublineata is the source of this 770-nucleotide messenger RNA. Its product is annotated as protein aveugle. The record is from RefSeq and is a predicted model, not a curated record. The transcript has 2 exons. Lineage: Eukaryota; Metazoa; Arthropoda; Insecta; Coleoptera; Chrysomelidae. Gene Ontology annotation, molecular function: protein binding. Gene Ontology annotation, cellular component: cytoplasmic side of plasma membrane. The coding region runs from base 310 to 675 and encodes 121 amino acids. Gene Ontology annotation, biological process: cell surface receptor protein tyrosine kinase signaling pathway.